Molecule: messenger RNA, 3799 nt
Organism: Rattus rattus (black rat)
Lineage: Eukaryota; Metazoa; Chordata; Mammalia; Rodentia; Muridae
Gene: Phka2
Product: phosphorylase kinase regulatory subunit alpha 2
Exons: 33
Biological process (GO): glycogen metabolic process
Cellular component (GO): phosphorylase kinase complex
Molecular function (GO): calmodulin binding
Source: RefSeq, a predicted model, not a curated record
UUGGAGACCGCAACUCUGGUGGACACCAGCGGGCAGGACCGGCUCCGUGGCCCGUGAGCGUGGGCGAGAUGCGGAGCAGGAGCAAUUCUGGGGUCCGCCUGGACGGGUACGCGAGGCUGGUGCAGCAAACCAUCCUGUGUUACCAGAACCCAGUCACUGGGCUGUUAUCAGCUAGCCAUGACCAGAGGGAUGCCUGGGUACGGGACAACAUCUAUAGCAUAUUGGCUGUUUGGGGCCUGGGCAUGGCGUACCGCAAGAAUGCUGACCGUGAUGAGGAUAAAGCCAAGGCCUAUGAAUUGGAACAGAACGUAGUGAAGCUGAUGCGAGGUCUUCUCCAGUGUAUGAUGAGACAGGUGGAUAAAGUGGAGAAGUUCAAGCAUACUCAGAGUACCAAGGACAGUCUACAUGCCAAGUACAACACUGCCACAUGCAGCACUGUGGUGGGUGAUGACCAGUGGGGCCACCUCCAGGUGGAUGCCACCUCCCUCUUCCUCCUGUUCCUGGCCCAGAUGACUGCCUCAGGUUUGCGUAUUAUUUUUACCCUCGACGAAGUGGCCUUCAUACAGAAUCUUGUCUUCUACAUAGAGGCUGCAUAUAAAGUUGCUGAUUAUGGAAUGUGGGAACGUGGAGAUAAGACCAAUCAGGGCAUUCCAGAAUUGAAUGCAAGCUCAGUGGGAAUGGCCAAGGCAGCACUCGAAGCAAUUGAUGAACUAGAUCUUUUUGGAGCCCAUGGAGGACGCAAAUCGGUGAUCCAUGUCCUGCCUGAUGAAGUUGAGCACUGCCAGUCAAUUCUUUUCUCCAUGUUGCCAAGAGCAUCAACAUCUAAAGAAAUCGAUGCUGGACUUCUUUCUAUUAUUUCUUUCCCGGCCUUUGCAGUGGAAGAUGUGAACCUUGUGAAUGUGACCAAAAAUGAAAUUAUUUCCAAGCUUCAGGGGCGUUACGGAUGCUGUCGCUUCCUUCGGGAUGGUUAUAAAACCCCAAGAGAGGACCCACACCGAUUGCAUUAUGACCCGGCUGAACUUAAGCUUUUUGAAAACAUUGAAUGUGAAUGGCCUGUGUUCUGGACUUAUUUAAUCAUAGAUGGAGUCUUCAAUGGUGAUGCUAUUCAGGUCCAGGAAUACCGAGAAGCCCUGGAAGGAAUAUUAAUCAGAGGCAAAGAUGGGAUCCACUUGGUGCCAGAGCUCUAUGCCAUCCCACCAGACAAGGUGGAUGAAGAGUAUAAGAAUCCACACACAGUAGACCGAAUUCCACUGGGGAAGCUGCCCCAUCUUUGGGGACAGUCCUUGUAUAUCCUCAGCUCACUGCUAGCCGAGGGUUUCCUUGCCACUGGUGAAAUUGAUCCGUUAAAUAGAAGAUUUUCUACUUCAGUCAAACCUGAUGUUGUAGUCCAAGUUGCUGUUUUGGCAGAAAACAGUCACAUUAAGGGGCUCUUGAAGCAACAUGGAAUAAAUGUCCAGAGCAUUGCUGAUGUGCAUCCAAUUCGAGUCCAGCCGGGCCGGAUUCUUAGUCACAUAUAUGCCAAAUUGGGACAAAAUAAGAAUAUGAAAUUGAGUGGUCGACCAUAUCGGCACAUCGGUGUCCUUGGCACCUCUAAACUCUAUGUGAUUAGGAAUCACAUCUUCACUUUUACACCCCAGUUCACUGACCAGCAUCACUUCUACCUGGCCCUGGACAACGAGAUGAUUGUGGAGAUGCUGAGGAUCGAACUGGCCUAUCUGUGCACCUGCUGGCGGAUGACUGGCCGCCCCACUCUCACCUUCCCUGUCACACACACCAUGCUCACAAAUGAUGGCUCAGACAUUCAUCCCGCAGUUCUUUCUACAAUUAGAAAACUGGAAGAUGGCUAUUUUGGAGGUGCUAGAGUAAAACUAGGAAUCCUGGCAGAGUUCCUUACUACCUCAUUCUACACAUACCUGACCUUCCUGGAUCCAGACUGUGAUGAGAAGUUGUUUGGUGACAUCAGUGAUAGGAGCUUUAGUCCUGACAGUGAGUCAGACCUGGGAGGAUACCUUGAAGACAGCAGUCAUCAAGAAAGCCAAGAUGAGCUUGACCAGUAUAUCAGCCACCUUCUUCAAAGUACAUCCUUGAAGUGCUACUUGCCCCCUCUUUGUAAGAAGUCAGAAGACAGCCAUGUUUUCAGUGCUGUCCACUCCACUCGGGACAUACUUUCUGUGAUGGCCAAAGCAAAGGGUUUGGAAACUCCAUUUUUUCCCAUGAUUUUGCCAACUAGAGUUCUAAGUGGACACCGUAAGUCACUGAAUCUUGUUGACUCCCCUCAGCCAUUCCUAAAGAAGACUCCUGAAUAUGACUACCAGUGGCCCAGAGACGACCAGGAUGAAGUGGACUGUGAGAAGCUAGUUGGGCAACUGAAAGACUGCUCAAACCUACAGGACCAAGCAGACAUUCUGUACAUUCUUUAUGUGAUAAAGGGUCCCCGCUGGGAUACCAAUUUGUUUGGACAGCAUGGAGUCACUGUUCACAGUCUUCUCAGCGAGCUUUAUGGAAAAGCUGGCCUGAACCAAGAAUGGAGUUUGAUUCGCUACAUUUCAGGCCUGCUCAGGAAGAAAGUGGAGGUCCUGGCUGAGGCCUGUGCAGAUCUGCUGUCCCACCAGAAGCAGCUUACAGUGGGCCUGCCCUGAGCCCCGGGAGAAGACCAUAUCACGCCUCUUCCCCCAGAGGAGCUCACAGAACUCAUAUACGAAGCCAGUGGACAGGAUAUCAGCAUUGCUGUCCUCACACAGGAGAUCGUGGUUUACCUGGCCAUGUAUGUCCGGGCCCAGCCUAGCCUCUUUGCAGAGAUGCUCAGACUCCGGAUUGGAUUGAUCAUCCAGGUGAUGGCCACAGAGCUGGCUCGGAGCCUGAACUGCUCAGGGGAAGAAGCUUCGGAGAGCUUGAUGAACCUCAGCCCUUUCGACAUGAAGAGCCUUCUGCAUCAUAUACUGAGUGGGAAUGAGUUCGGCGUAGAGAGAAGUGUGCGCCCAAUACACUCCUCCAUGUCCAGCCCUGCCAUCUCCAUCCAUGAGGUGGGUCAUACUGGAGUCACCAAAACUGAGAGGAGUGGUAUCAGCAGACUGAGGAGUGAGAUGAAACAGAUGAAUAGGCGAGCUAGUGCUGAUGAGCAGUUCUUUCCACUGGGCCAAGCUGUGCCCAACAGUUUACAUUCCAUCAAGUCUGUGAGGUGCAGCACACCGUCCUCCCCGACAGGCACGUCAUCUACAGACUCUGGAGGACACCACCUUGGCUGGGGAGAACAGCAGGGCCAGUGGCUGCGCAGGAGAAGAUUGGAUGGGGCUAUCAACAGGGUCCCCGUGGGAUUUCUGAGAGUGUGGAAGAUCCUUCAGAAGUGCCAUGGUCUGUCCAUCGACGGUUAUGUCCUCCCAUCUUCAACAACCCAAGAGAUGACCCCUUGUGAGAUCAAGUUCGCUGUCCAUGUGGAAUCAGUGCUCAACCGUGUGUCCCAGCCUGAGUAUCGGCAGCUACUGGUAGAAGCCAUCAUGGUACUGACACUGCUCUCAGAUACGGAAAUGGACAGUAUCGGGGGCAUCAUCCAUGUGGACCAGAUAGUGCGGCUAGCCAAUCAGCUGUUCCUGCAGGACCAGGUGUCAUUUGGAACCACAGAUGUCCUGGAAAAAGACCAAGCCACAGGAAUUUGCCACCUCUUUUAUGACAGUGCUCCCAGUGGGGCUUAUGGCACAAUGACCUACCUAACGAAAGCGGUAGCUUCUCAUUUGCAGGACCUUUUGCCCAGUUCAGGCUGCCAGAUGCAGUAAGGCCUCACCCAUAAACAUGACCACCCUGA